Drosophila innubila is the source of this 2114-nucleotide messenger RNA. Its product is annotated as proton-coupled amino acid transporter-like protein CG1139. Gene Ontology annotation, cellular component: vacuolar membrane. The record is from RefSeq and is a predicted model, not a curated record. Bases 309 to 1721 code for a protein of 470 amino acids. The transcript has 7 exons. Gene Ontology annotation, biological process: amino acid transmembrane transport. NCBI's taxonomy places the organism in Eukaryota, Metazoa, Arthropoda, Insecta, Diptera, Drosophilidae. Gene Ontology annotation, molecular function: amino acid transmembrane transporter activity.
UAGCGCGCGGUCAACACGAUCACAUCGAAUAUUGCAGAUCAUUCAGAUCGUAUCUCUUAGUUUACAUCAAUUGUGACACCUGUCUCGAAUCGGAUUCAGUUUUGAUAUUAGUUUCGGUUAUUUAGUAUGUCUUAAGUCAUUUAAUUGGCAUUUUGCAAUACGUUCCUUAGAUAGUUAAAAAUUAUUGUUAUUAUAAAAUCAAAUCUAUUUGCAAUUAAAACACAAAUUGUGAUAAAAAACAAAAAGAGUCAAUUUCUAUCUUCAGUUGUAACUUAUUUAAUAAAAAAUCUGUUCUUAGGCUCAUCGACAUGAGUAAAAAUGGACACAACAAUCCGGCGUUUGUCAGCGAUCAUGUGGACAACAUCAAACAGCAGAGCAGCAACAAAUACUCGCUUGAGCUGGCGGAGAAGGGCAACAACAACAAGGCGGCCAAGGAUCCCGACUACAAUCCCUACGAGCAUCGCGAUGUGCCACAUCCCACAACCAACUGGGAAACACUUUUCCAUUUGCUGAAAGGAUCACUGGGCACAGGGAUUCUGGCCAUGCCCAAUGCCUUUCGCAAUUCGGGUUAUGUGACGGGCUCCAUUGGAACCAUUGUGAUUGGCAUUAUUUGCACCUACUGCAUACAUCAACUGGUCAAGGCGGAGUACGAGCUCUGCCGACGCAAGAGAGUGCCCAGCAUGAACUAUCCGGCUGUGGCAGAGUCAGCGCUAAACGAGGGUCCGGGUUUCUUUAAAUGCUGUUCACCCUACAUUGGCACCGUGGUGAAUGUUUUUCUGCUCAUCUAUCAACUGGGCACCUGCUGUGUAUAUGUGGUGUUUGUGGCCUCCAACAUCAAGUCCAUUGUGGACGCAGUCUAUGAUACGGACACGGAUGUGCGUCUAUGCAUGAUCAUCAUAUUGAUUCCGCUGAUACUCAUCAACUGGGUGCGUCAGCUCAAGUACCUGGCACCUUUCUCCACGCUGGCCAAUCUCAUCACCAUGGUGUCCUUUGCCAUCAUUUGCUACUACAUAUUCCGCGAGCCCGUCACAACUGAGGGCAAGGAAGCCUUUGGCGAGUUGGAGAAUUUUCCGCUGUUCUUUGGCACCGUUCUGUUUGCCUUGGAGGCCAUUGGCGUCAUUUUGCCGCUUGAAAAUGAGAUGAAAUCUCCGCACAAGUUUGGCGGAUCCUGUGGUGUGCUUAACGUAUCCAUGAUUUGGAUUGUGUUCCUGUAUGUGGGCAUGGGCUUGUUUGGAUACCUCAACUAUGGUGCCAGUGUGCUGGGUUCCAUCACUUUAAAUCUGCCAAAGCAUGAAAUUCCAGCACAGAUUGUCAAGGGUAUGCUCGCUUUUGCCAUUUACAUCACCCACGGACUGGCUUGCUAUGUCGCCAUUGACAUCACCUGGAACGAUUACGUAGGCAAGAAGCUGGGCCCGCAGAGAAACAAGUUAUUCUGGGAGUAUGCGGUGCGCACGGGUCUUGUGCUGGUCACUUUUUUGUUGGCUGUGGCAAUACCCAAUCUGGAGCUGUUCAUAUCGCUGUUUGGUGCUCUGUGCUUAUCCGCUCUGGGAUUGGCUUUUCCGGCUCUGAUACAAAUCUGCACACACUGGUACAACACGAGUGGCAUCAGCAAAGCCUGGCUGCUAUUAAGCAACUUUGUGCUGAUUAUUGUGGGCAUUCUUGGUCUGGUAAUUGGCACGUAUACCUCCCUAAAGGAGAUUGUCCACACAUUCACAGAGUAACUCGUUAUCUAAUUAUUUAGAAUUUCUUGUAGUCAUAGUUUUUUUUUGUAAUUUUCUUUCGAAUUUGCCUCCACGCAUUUCAAUUGUCGUACAAGCAAAGUAUUAUGCACAAAAUAUGCAAAACUAAAACGUUAAAUAUUCUCAGAACACAUAAAAACGAGAGGAUUUAUGUGUAAACAAUUGUUUUGUAAUGUUCAACUUGAAUAUAUUUGUAUAAAUUUAUCAAAUUUGUGAUAUUUUUAAGCAUUGUGCCCAAAAGUUUUUUAUUACAUGUUUGUAAUUUAUAACGAUCUUUAUUAAUAGAUAAUUACUAUCUAAGUCCUAUCUUUAUAAGCACUAUUUAUAAUACGAUAACAAACAAAAACAAGCAAUAAAAAGAUUUUGCCAUAUUUU